AUGAUUUGCACAGCUUGGAAUGUUAGAGGGAUUAAUGAUCCCUUUAAGAUAAAAGAGGUUAAAACCUUUUUAUCUUCUCAUAAAGUUGCUGUGUGUGCAUUGCUUGAAACUAGAGUUAGGUGUCAUAAUGUGGGGAAAGUUCAGAAAAGUUUUGGAAAAGAUUGGUCAUGGUUUUGCAAUUACAGUCACUCUCCUAGGGGGAGGAUUUGGAUUGGGUGGCAACAUGCUACUGUUACAUUACAGCUAAUUGAUGUGAAGGAGCAAUUUAUAGUCUGCAAUGUGCUUAGUGGGAGGCACAAUAUUAAACUUGUGGUGGUUUAUGGUUUGCACUCUAUAAUUGAUAGAAGGAGUUUAUGGAGUGGGGUGCAAGGGCAUGUAACAGGUCAAUCACCAAUGAUGGUAAUAGGGGACUUCAAUGAUGUGUGUCACUCUAAUGAUAGGAAAAAUGGAGCUCUAAUUACAGAGGCAGAGACUAUUGAUUUUGAAGAAUUCCUGUUGAAUACAAGCCUUCUGGAAGCUAGAAGUACUGGAUUGUAUUAUUCUUGGUCAAAUAGCAGCCUGGGGGAAGAUAGGAUAGUUAGCAGAAUAGAUAAAGCAUUUGUUAAUCAAGUGUGGAUGGGAGAGUAUGCUGAGGUUGUAGUGCAAUACCUUGCUCCUGGGGGUUCUGAUCACUCUCCUCUGAUGUUUGACAUGGAUGUAGAAAGUAGAGAAGGAGGAAGACCCUUCAAGUUUCUAAAUGUUAUGGCUGAGCAUGAAGAUUUUAAAAAAGUAGUACAAGAGGCCUGGUUAUCAGUAGGGGGUAAUUAUAAGCUUCAGAUGGUGUGGGGAAAAAUAAAAGCUGUGAAGAAAGAAUUGAAGAAGCUUCAUACCCACCAUUAUGGUAAAGCUCAUGAAGGGGUGAAGAGGUUAAGAGAUCAAAUUAAUGACAUUCACUGCCUUCCUAAUUUUGACAUGGAUAGGGAGGCUCAGAUAACAGAGAAAGAAUAUCUUGCUGAAUUGAGACAUUGGUCAAAAAUUGAAGAUGCAAUCCUAAGACAGAAAUCUAGGAUUAACUGGCUCAAGCAGGGGGAUGUUAGCACCAAAUUCUUUUUCACUGCAACCAAAGCCAGACAUGCCAAAAACAGAAUUCAACUGUUAAUAGAUGACUCUGGUAAUACCAUCACAGAUACACAGGAGAUUAGAGAAGAAAUUUUAAAGUUUUAUAAGGUGCUUCUGGGUACCAAAGCUACUACUCUUCCUGGCAUUGAUCUAAAUGUGGUGAGAAAGGGGAAGGUGCUUUCAGCUUAG
This is a messenger RNA of Beta vulgaris subsp. vulgaris (sugar beet), 1287 nucleotides long. RefSeq lists its product as uncharacterized. Lineage: Eukaryota; Viridiplantae; Streptophyta; Magnoliopsida; Caryophyllales; Amaranthaceae. Gene Ontology annotation, molecular function: catalytic activity. The transcript has a single exon. Bases 1 to 1287 code for a protein of 428 amino acids. The record is from RefSeq and is a predicted model, not a curated record.